ACACUAAUAUAAUAAAAUAUUAUUACGAGUUACAAAAAAUUUCAUUUAACUUUUGUGCGUAUCGUUUGAAACAAUUCUUCGAAACAAUAGUCAUAACCUUGUAUAAAUAUGCAUGCGUUACAUAAGCUCGUGUCGAUAGAAAGAAGCUUAUCGCUUCCGUGUACGAUAAAUGUUGCAAAGAACUUCGUCACGAUGACCAGUUAAACCGCGUUUGCUUGUUAAUGUUAUUUUCCAUACAAUAGAAGGUAAUAAUAUACGUCGGCUGUAUAUUAAAAUCGGGAUUAUUCGAGAGAAUUGGAUAAAAUAGCUAUCAAGAAAAUUAUCAAACUAAGGUAUUUAUAUAAAGUUGUAUUUAUAAAGAGAUAUCUAAAACUCCGACGGUACUAAACGGAUUAUAAAGUCGAUUCUCUUCAUGUGCAGAAUGCUUAUGAUAUUCAUCUCACUCAACGUUACAUAUUUCCUAACAGUGUCACGAAAAUAGGCAGAACGAUGUAAAAUCCGCAAUAUAAUGUGCGCUUUUACGAGACUCUGAAAGCAGCGAUAUAUUGUUACUAUAAUUACUGUCAUUGGACAGUUAUCAGAAAUCUUUCUCUACCUUAAUGAAAGUAAAGAUUAUACCUAAAAUUGCAGUAAUAAACUUAUCUUUUAAGAGAACGACGAGUUGAGCUCUUAAAUUAAUUUCUUUCUUUUUAAUUAAUGUUGUUUGAAUCACGAAUCCCAAAAUUACAAUGUUGUCAUUUGACUUACAUUUUAAUAUUUGAGUAUAUCUUGUAAUCGUCCAUUUGUAUUAUUUUCAUAAUGAAAAGUUUAGCAUCAUUGAUUCCCCUCUUUGUGACGGUUCAACAAAUUCCACAGAUCGUGCCAAACAGACAAAGAGAAACUCGCCAAGUACCGAAAUUACAUUUGCAGUAUUCGGUCGGCCUCGAUUCUUUAACCAACGAUCUUGAUUAGCCGUGUUUGUAUCUGAUCUCGAAAAACUUUAUUGGAAUUCAUUGAAAAAUCUAUCGAAAAGAAAUUGAAUUACGCUGUAUAAUAUAAUAUUUCUAGUAAAGUAAUAGAUUUAUUCGGCGAAAUGAAACAAUUACUUACUUUCAUGAUACAAAGGAUAGAGAAAAAUGAGUUAAAUGAGCGGCGGAUAUUAAAAUUCAUCGAUCUUGUGCCGAUCGCAAAGAAAUGGAAAUAACGAAUUUAGAACGACGUCGUUCGUCGGAUCCUGAGAAGAUUUAUUAUCUAUGUGAGACGGGCAGGUUAUCGGGACUGCGACGGGCGAUCUCACAAGUGUCUAUGAUGGUUGUCAAAGCGACGACUUCCGGCGAAGCGGCCUGGCGCGAAGAAUUGCUCAAAUAUCGCCAAACCAAAUUUAGCUCCAGAAGAGUCCGCAAAAGAGUUGUUUUUAAACACGGCGACUGUAACAUUGUUCAGGGAAAUGUCGCCAAACGACGUCGGCGGUAUCUUCAGGACAUUUUCACAACAUUGGUUGAUGCGCAAUGGCGAUGGACGCUCUUGGUGUUCUCCAUGAACUUUCUAUUAUCUUGGCUAGGGUUUGCACUUAUAUGGUGGUUGAUCGCGUAUAGUCAUGGCGAUCUUGAGCCCCAGAAUUAUAAUAAUGAGACUUUCACCCCCUGCGUCGUGGAUAUACGCAACUUUGCGAGCUGCUUCCUGUUCUCCGUCGAAACGCAGCACACAAUUGGAUAUGGGGCGAAACAUAUAACGGACGAAUGUCCGGAGGCAAUUUUCACCCUGUGUAUUCAAUCGAUGACUGGAGUGAUCCUGCAAGCGUUCAUGGUUGGCAUCGUCUUCGCCAAACUGUCACGUCCUAAAAAGCGCACGCAGACCCUGCUCUUUUCGCGUAAUGCUAUCAUCUGCCAACGAGACGAUCAGCCCUGCCUAAUGUUUCGCGUUGGCGAUAUGCGCAAGAGUCACAUCAUCGAGGCUCACGUUCGUGCUCAGAUGAUCAGGAGAAAGGUUACUAAGGAAGGUGAAUUACUGCCGUUUUUCCAGACGGAACUAAAAGUGGGAGGUGACGGAGAGGAGGAUAAGAUUUUCUUCAUCUGGCCGACCACAAUUGUUCAUAAAAUCGACCGGUACUCACCGCUGUACAAAGUAUCGGCUAGCGAUAUGUUGCGCGAGCGAUUCGAAAUUGUCGUAAUACUGGAAGGAGUGAUCGAAUCCACUGGUAUGACGACACAGGCGAGAAGCUCGUAUUUGCCAUCGGAGAUUUUAUGGGGUCACCGAUUUCAGCCAAUCAUUACUUUCCGCAAGGAGACUGGCGAGUACGAGGUCAAUUAUACUCUUUUCAACAAUACUUACGAAGUAGACACCCCACUUUGUUCCGCUGCUGAUCUCGAUCGCAUUCGGGCGAUGCAUCGCAUAAAAACCGAACGUCUUAGCUCAAAUACGUUCCCGGAAUAUCAUGAAACAUACAGUAGCAGUUCUUUAACGAUGACCUCUGAGUCGAGUCUGAGAGCUUCAACUGGCGAGUUACAUAUGCAAAUGCCAGCGACGAUGUCGACAACCCCUCUCAAUCCAAUACCAGUGAUCAUCACCAAGUCAGAUGAUUCGCGCGGACAAGAGAGCAUCAAUAUGCAUCCUGACGUAUCACUGUCUUCCUCUUCCGCGCAAAAUGAGGUAACAAAGCAGGAAUAUGAUAUUAAAACUUCAAAAAAUCCAGAGGAUUACGAUCGUGCUUUGGAGAAUAUUAACAUAUCUUUAGAUAAGAAAAACAGGAAUGGGGAGGAAGAUAGAAAUGGAUUAAAGACGAAGUUGCACUUGAAAAGAAACGAAGAAGUGAGAUCGAGAUCCAAAUCUGUAGUAGAGGAAGCUCAAGAUAGCGACUUAAAGAGGUCAUUCUCCAGAAGUAAUGCGGAUAUUAGACAAAGAAAUAUUGCGAAUUCUUCAGAAUAUCCUAUUAUGCCUAGAAAGUCCAGUGUGUCUAGUGACGACCACAAGAUCGAGGAGGUUUCCAAGAAGACAAAUUUUAUUACGAACGAGGAAGCAUUAAUCAUUGAUCCUAAUAAUUCUCAAAAUAUAUCCUUAACUGAGCAAACAUAGAUUGUUUAAUGUGGGCUUUAUGCAUGUACGAUGAUUAAGGCGUGCGUACUACCACCGCCUGCGCGCUGUAAAGAGAUAAACGCUAUGGCGAGAUCUCAUGUGACCCGAGAGAGCGAACGAACAUGGGUGAAUUUAAAACAGUCGUAAGCGUGACACGCAUACGUGCGCUCGUUGUGAACUGGAAAAGCGCGGAAAAGCUACAAUUACCUUUAAAGGAACCCCAAAGGUCCAGAACCUACGAAGAUCGAGCGAUGCUGAAUAAUCGACAUUUCAUCUCUAAGAUCAAAUCGGAAUCAUUGCAUUUCAAUUAGCAACCAAAAAAAA
This is a messenger RNA of Vollenhovia emeryi, 3375 nucleotides long. RefSeq names its product G protein-activated inward rectifier potassium channel 3-like. Bases 1174 to 3051 code for a protein of 625 amino acids. The transcript has 13 exons. Lineage: Eukaryota; Metazoa; Arthropoda; Insecta; Hymenoptera; Formicidae. Gene Ontology annotation, biological process: regulation of monoatomic ion transmembrane transport; potassium ion import across plasma membrane. The record is from RefSeq and is a predicted model, not a curated record. Gene Ontology annotation, molecular function: inward rectifier potassium channel activity. Gene Ontology annotation, cellular component: plasma membrane.